CUUGGUUUUGGUUUUUCUGAAAAAAUCUAGUCAAAUUUUGUAGAUUUUUCUUUUGUCUUUUUUUUCGCUCAAACGAUAAUAAUGUAUUCAAAGAACAAAAAAUUUUUCCAUUUAAAAACCCUAAAACAAAUUGUACAUAUUUUAAUCGGUAUUAUUAUCGGUUCAUGGAUUACAUGUCAAAUACGUUUAAUUAAUUAUGAAAAUUUUAAAAAUGAUAUUCUAUAUCAAAUUUGUUCAUAUCGUUCAACAUGGUUAUCAUCAAAUGAUAAUGAUAAUGUGAUUCAAAUAUCGACUAAAAACAAUGAUUUAGCCAAUACAUUUUAUUCGAUACAUAAUUUGACCACCAAUCGAAACAACAUCAACCAAAAUGAUCAACGUAAAUUAUUAUUGAUCGGUGUAAUGACAACAAAAUCAUUUCUAACGACUCGAGCUAAAACCAUCUAUGAAACAUGGGGUCAUGAUUUAAAUGGUGAUAUUUUAUUUUUUACUAGUUCAAAUCAAAAAACAAAUUCAAAUCUACCACUUGUUGCCUUACCACAGGUAGAUGAUUCAUAUCCACCGCAGAAAAAAUCAUUUUUUAUGUUUAAAUUUAUGAAUGAUUAUUUCGGUAAUCAUUAUAAAUUUUUUAUGCGUGCUGAUGAUGAUUUAUUCGUUAAUGUUGAACGUUUAAAACAAUUUCUUGAAAGUCUUAAUAAUUCUGAAUCAAUUUAUAUUGGUCAAACUGGUGUUGGUAAUAAAGAUGAAUUUGGACAAUUAAAUCUUUCCAUGCAUGAUAAUUUUUGUAUGGGUGGCCCGGGUGUUAUAUUAUCCUUUAAAUCAUUGCAGAAAAUUGCUACAAAUAUUAAAUAUUGUCUACAGAAUCUUUAUUCAACACAUGAAGAUGUUGAAAUUGGUCGUUGUUUACAUCGAUUUGCUGGUAUAUCUUGUACAUGGAGUUAUGAUAUGCAAAAUCUUUUCCAUCAUAAUUCAUCCAUACAACAAUCAAUUUUAAAUAAUGAUAAUGAUGGUAUGAUUCAAUCAUCAAAUCAUGAUUUAUCAAAUGUUCUAACCAUACAUCCAAUUAAAAAUCCUAUUGCAAUGAAAAAUCUUUAUAAAUAUUUUAAACGUAUUGAUAAUCAACAAUGGAAUUUUCAAAUUACAAAACUUUAUCGUCAUUUAAAUAUUUUACUUUCGAAUUGGACAGACGAUAAAUUAUCCAAACAAUUUAAAACAUUUUUGAAUCUUGAUCGAAUGGCCAUUGAAUCCGAAAAUAUUGGCCAUAAAAUAUCGUUAAAAAAUUUAGCCAAAACAACAACAACAAAGUCAACUUUAUACGAUCCAAUUUGGAAAUUUUUUGGACAAAAAUUAUUUAUGGAAAAAUCAUUGAAUCCAAAAAAGAAUAUCGACAAAGAUAUUAUUCAAUCAUUUAAUCAAAAUAUUAAACAAAUUUUAAAUCAAUUUAAUCAAAAUUCAUUUAAAAAAGGUACAUUAUUUGAUUAUCAUAGCCUUAAUUAUGGUUAUAUUCGUUGGUUACCAUCAAUCGGUAUACAAUAUAUAUUGGAUUUUUUAAUAAUUUAUCGUAAAUAUCAUGGUAAACGAUUAACAAUACCGAUUCGUAAACAUAUUUAUGCUGUUCAAACAUUUUCUCGUUCACAUUUGAUUCAUGUGGAAGAAAAAUCCAAUAAUGAUGUUAUCAAUAUAAUUGUACCAUUAGCAGGAAGAAUAUCAACAUUUCAAAGAUUUGUUCAGAAUUUCAUUGAUGUUUAUCAACAAGAUAAUCAACUAACAUUGACUGUUGUUUUAUUUCCCGAUCAUCAUUCAAAUUCAAAUUCAAAUCAAACAACAAAUUCGAAUGAAAUUGAAAAAAUUUUGGAAAAAUUUUCCGGUACAAAAAAUAUCGUUCGAAUUAUGGGGAAAUUUUCACGUGGUACAGCAUUGCAAAAAAGUUCAACAUUAUUUAGUAAAAAAUCAUUAUUAUUUUUUCUUGAUGUUGAUAUGAUUUUCACUGGGAAAGUAUUGAAUCGUGUACGUCAAAAUACUCGUUUAAAUCAACAAGUUUAUUAUCCAAUUGUAUUUAGUCAAUAUGAAAAUUUAUUGAAAAAAUUAUUGAAAAAUGAUUCCAUUGACCACAACGAAGAAAUCGAAGAAGAAUUCGGCUAUUGGCGUCAAUUUGGUUAUGGUAUUGUUUCUGUUUAUAAUGAAGAUUUAAUUAAAAUUGGUGGUUAUAAUACAACUAUAAAUGGUUGGGGUAUUGAAGAUGUUAAUCUUUAUGAUCGUUUUAUUUUAAAUAAUUUUACAAUAUUUCGUUCAACCGAUCCGGAUUUAAUUCAUGUUUAUCAUUCGAUUGAUUGUGAUCGAAAAUUAUCCACAUUACAAUAUGAAAUGUGUUUAGGUACAAAAUUUUUUACCAUUGAUUCUUUACCAAUUAUUUCGAAAUUUAUUCGAAAAAAUCAUUUGUUAAUCGAUUGA
Dermatophagoides pteronyssinus (European house dust mite) is the source of this 2448-nucleotide messenger RNA. Its product is annotated as chondroitin sulfate synthase 1-like. Gene Ontology annotation, cellular component: Golgi cisterna membrane. NCBI's taxonomy places the organism in Eukaryota, Metazoa, Arthropoda, Arachnida, Sarcoptiformes, Pyroglyphidae. The record is from RefSeq and is a predicted model, not a curated record. Gene Ontology annotation, molecular function: glucuronosyl-N-acetylgalactosaminyl-proteoglycan 4-beta-N-acetylgalactosaminyltransferase activity.